UGCAGAUCAACCGUUUUUGUUAUGGAUUGUAUCCUAUUUUCUGUUAUUAUGUAUAGCCUAAUAAAAUUAGUGUAGUAUUUAAGGUUAAAUGGAGAAAAGGGUUUUAAAUUCAAUGCAAAGAGGCAAAUUAAAGUCAUUUUGUGGCAUUUGUUUACCCACUCUAAUAAAUAUACAUCUAUGUACCGUAUUUUUCGGACUAUGAGUCCAAAAAUACAUCAUGAUGAGGAAAAAAUCAUAUACGAUAUGGACAAGGGAAAGAAGAGAAGAGCCAUCACUGACUUUUUUGAAGGUAGAUGAAAGCACUGCAUUUGGGAGAAGCUACCUCAUCCUAUACCUCAGAGGAGAUGUGACAGGAGAAGGUGAGACAGAAAACAUUUUUUUGGAUUUGAUUGAGCUGGAGGAAGGAACAACUGCUGAUGCCAUUUACAAAGCUCUCAAAAAGAGUCUCCUGGAAGCUGACCUGGAUGAUGCAUACCUCAAGUCUCAUCUGAUUUGCAUUACAACCGAUGGGGCAUCUGUGAUGACUGGAAGACAGAGUGGUCUUAUCACAAGGCUGAAAAAAGACUAUCCUUUGCUGGAGAGUAUCCACUGUCUUGCUCACAGGCUUGAGUUAUCAGUAAGUGAUGCACUAAAGUCAGUCACAGGUUGCAAUCACUUUGAGAUAUUUAUUUCAAAGCUGUAUACACUGCACCAUCAAUCCCCAAAGAAUGCCAGACAACUUUCAGAAGCAGCUUCUCAAAGGUAA
This is a messenger RNA of Carassius carassius (crucian carp), 745 nucleotides long. Its product is annotated as E3 SUMO-protein ligase KIAA1586-like. Lineage: Eukaryota; Metazoa; Chordata; Actinopteri; Cypriniformes; Cyprinidae. The record is from RefSeq and is a predicted model, not a curated record. Bases 218 to 745 code for a protein of 175 amino acids. The transcript has 4 exons.